Molecule: messenger RNA, 495 nt
Organism: Lachancea nothofagi CBS 11611
Lineage: Eukaryota; Fungi; Ascomycota; Saccharomycetes; Saccharomycetales; Saccharomycetaceae
Source: the annotation of a GenBank genome assembly
AUGGGCUGGGAUUUUUUCUCAACGAGGGACGGAUCCGAUCGAGUAGUAGUAGUAGUAGUAGUAGUAGUGGUAGUGGGCAGCUGUACGAGCUUGCAAAACGAGCUUGCAAAACAAGCAAAUUGGCGGAACGUGGUGGGCUCCGCGCUUUUCUGCUCAAGGUGGCGAUCGCGCUCGACGCGGAGCGCAGCGACGAAUUCCAUGGUUGUUCGAGCGAUCGAUUGCUCUCGCUGCGGCGUUAAUCCGGCUUUCCCCCACCCCGCGGACCCAGAAACAAAACCACGUGCGCGGCUCCCUCGUGCGUAUGCGCUUUUAUGUGCCCACCUCGCAUAUGCGCGCGCACAUGUGCGUCGGCUAUCUGCAUUAUUCACGCUGUGCGUCAUGCGGAAAGUGGUUGCAGCCUGCUGCAGCUUCCAGCUGCCGCCUCGGAGCGAGUUCGAUGUGUCGAAACCCUGGAGGCGAGCCUUUUUUCGUAGUUACACGCAAUGGCCCACUUGA